AUGACAAUAAUUGAAACUAUUUCAAUUAAUAAUACAGAUGCAAAUAUUGAAAGUGUGCCAAAAGAUAUUGCAGUAUUGUUUAGACCAAUGCAUAUAAAUGAUAUUAGAACCAUUUACGAGAUUCAAAAAGAGAUGUUCCCAACUGAUGAUUUAUACGAGGAAUAUGAAGCAUUCAAAAGCAAAUUUACAGUUUUCCCACAAGGAUGUUGGUGUGUCGAUUUAAUUUUAGAUAACGAAAACAGCGAUGACAUUAAAUUCUUUCAAAAUUAUGAACCAUCCGAUGACUUGGAAUUAAAUAAAAAGAAAUUAUUAGGUCACUUUUUUUCUCACCCAUGGUUUAAAGAUCAAUUCCCACCACUCAAUAACCCAGUAGCAGUUAAAGCAGGUGUUAGUAAAAUUGUAAAUCCAGAAACUGGUGAAUUUUAUAGUGACUCUGGCGAAAUCAUGUUAUAUUUAAAUGAAAUUGCAGUUAGACCAAGAGUAAAAGGUUUCAAUUUAGCCCGUAUUUUAACCAGAAGAGUUUUACAUCAUCUCUAUCAAAACAACCCAUUAUUUGACCACAUGGGUUUGGUUUCAGUUCAAGGUUCAUUCAAAGUUUGGGGUUCAGUAGGUUUUAGUAUUGAUAAUAAUUUACCGGAAGAAAAAAAGAAAUAUUUAAUCAAGUCUUAUGGUGAUGAAGCAUGCUAUAUGAAAAUGAAAUACACUUUAUCUGACCUCUAUAUAAAAAAUAAAAAAAUUGAAGAAGAAAAAAUUUUAAUUUUAUUAAACCAAAAUAAUAAUAAUCAUAAUAAUAAAAACAACAACUUGGUUAUAAAUAAUAAUGUUUUUAAUUAUGGCAAUUUAUUUAAAGAAAUCAGAAAAAUAUCAAAAUUAUAA
Molecule: messenger RNA, 876 nt
Organism: Dictyostelium purpureum
Lineage: Eukaryota; Evosea; Eumycetozoa; Dictyosteliales; Dictyosteliaceae
Exons: 1
Coding region: 1-876 (291 amino acids)
Source: RefSeq, a predicted model, not a curated record